Messenger RNA from Poecile atricapillus (Black-capped chickadee), 5579 nucleotides. It is a transcript of the gene ABCA5, whose product is annotated as ATP binding cassette subfamily A member 5. The record is from RefSeq and is a predicted model, not a curated record. Gene Ontology annotation, biological process: transmembrane transport; lipid transport. Gene Ontology annotation, cellular component: intracellular membrane-bounded organelle; membrane. The transcript is spliced from 40 exons. Lineage: Eukaryota; Metazoa; Chordata; Aves; Passeriformes; Paridae. The coding region runs from base 266 to 5212 and encodes 1648 amino acids. Gene Ontology annotation, molecular function: ABC-type transporter activity; ATP hydrolysis activity; lipid carrier activity.
CGGGAAGGGGAAGGAGCGGAGAGGAAGAGGAGGAGUUGGGCUGCACCUGAGUGCGCGUCAUUACUCGCGGGUGCCGAUGGCUGGGGCAGCCGGGCCGGCGGGGCUGGGCGCAAAACGGUGAAAUGUUCCACCAUCCCCAGCUGAGGAAGAGGAGGGAGAUGCAGUUUUCCCCGUGAUUCCCAACCUCAGGCAGCAGAAAGGGGUGGCAGAAGCCAGGAGAGAAGAGCCCAUCCAGCCCCGCAGCCCUCCCCAGGAGUUGUGAAAGAUGGCACCGGCUGCCCCAAGAGAAGCAGGAGUGUGGAGGCAAACCCGAGCUCUGCUGUUCAAGAAUUGUCUCAUCAAGUGCAGGACUAAGAAAAGCAGUGUCCAGGAAGUGCUUUUCCCGCUGUUCUUCCUCUUCUGGCUGAUCCUGAUGAGCAUGAUGCACCCUCACAGGAAAUAUGAUGAGGUGGCCAACACCGACCUGGGCCCCCUGGACCCCUCGGUGCUGGUGAAUUUUGUCAUCGGUUACACCCCACCCACACCCGUGGCUCGGGAAAUCAUGAAGAAAGUGGCUUUUGAUAACUUUGAGGAUGGCCUCAUCACUGAGGAGUAUUUGAGUGAGGAGGAGCUGGAAGAGGCGAGUUUCCUCAAAGCCUCCAACUUUGUGGGGGUGGUGUUCAAGGACUCCAUGUCCUACCAGCUGAGGUUCCACGACUCCAUCGCCAUGUCCUCCAUCUACAUGGAAUCCAGAGCCACGUGCUCCAGCCUGAGGAAGAGCUGCGAGUCAGUGACCUACUGGAGCUCAGGGUUCACAGCACUGCAGGCCUGCAUCGAUGCUGCCAUCAUCCAGAUGAAAACAAAUCAUUCUGUUUGGGAACAGCUGGAUCUGACCAGAGCCAUGGUUAUGGGAGAGGCUGCAGUGGUGGAAAUUGAUAAUUUCCCUCGUGCAAUCAUUUUAAUUUACCUGGUGAUUGCCUUCUCUCCCUUUGGGUAUUAUUUGGCAAUUCACAUCGUGGCAGAAAAGGAGAGGAAGCUGAAGGAGUUCCUGAAAAUUUUGGGACUCCAUGACACUGCCUUCUGGCUGUCCUGGGUGCUGCUCUACGUGAGCCUGAUUUUUGUCAUGUCCAUCCUCAUGGCGGUGAUCGCCACGGCCUCGUCCCUCUUCCCCCAGAGCAGUGCCUUCGUCAUCUUCCUCCUCUUCUUCCUCUACGGAGUCUCCUCAGUUUUCUUUGCCCUGAUGCUGACGCCUCUGUUUAAGAAGUCCAAGCACGUGGGGAUAGUGGAGUUCCUGGCAACUCUGGUUUUUGGCUUUGUGGGCCUCAACAUCGUCCUGCUGGAGGAUUUCCCCAAAUCCUUCGUGUGGAUCCUCAGCCCUUUGUGUCAGUGCAGCUUCUUGAUUGGUGUUGCCCAGGUCAUGCAUCUGGAGGAUUACGAGGAUGGGGCAACGUUUGCAAACAUCAACGCUGGUCCUUACCCUCUCUGCAUCUCCCUGAUCCUGCUGCUGCUGGACAGCAUCUUCUACCUGCUGCUGGCUGUCUACCUGGACCAGGUGAUCCCAGGGGAGUUUGGCCUGCGCCGCACGCCCUUUUUCUUCAUGAAGCCCUCGUUCUGGUCAAAGCACAGGAAAAACUACAAGGAGCUGUACGAGAGCAGCGCCAACGGCAGCCUGAGCUUCAGCGAGAUCGUGGAGCCCGUGCCUUCGGAAUUCCAGGGCAAGGAAGCCAUCAGGAUCAGCUGUGUUCAGAAAACAUUCAGGAGAAAGGGGGAGACGGUGGAGGCUCUCAGAAAUUUGUCCUUUGACAUCUACGAGGGGCAGAUCACGGCGCUGCUGGGCCACAGCGGCACCGGGAAGACGACGCUGAUGAACAUCCUCUGCGGGCUGUGCCCUCCCACAGAUGGGUUUGUCUCAGUCUAUGGGCACAGGGUGUCUGAGAUCGAUGAGAUGCUGGAGGUGCGGCAGAUCGCGGGGGUGUGCCCCCAGGCCGACAUCCACUUCGACAUCCUCACCGUGGAGGAGAACCUCUCCAUCUUUGCUGCCAUCAAGGGCAUCCCUCAGAACGAUCUGAUACAGGAGGUGCAGAAGGUGUUGCUGGAUUUGGAGAUGCAGCCCAUCAGGGACAAUCAAGCCAAAAAAUUAAGUGGGGGGCAGAAGAGGAGGCUGUCAGUGGGAGUUGCUGUUCUUGGGAACCCCAAGGUGUUGCUGCUGGAUGAGCCCACGGCGGGGAUGGAUCCCUGCUCCCGCCACAUCGUCUGGAACCUGCUGAGGAACAGGAAAGCCAACAGGGUGACUGUGUUCAGCACCCACUUCAUGGACGAGGCUGACAUCCUGGCUGAUCGGAAAGCUGUGAUCUCCCAAGGGAUGCUGAAAUGCCUCGGCUCUUCCCUCUUCCUCAAGAGCAAGUGGGGCAUUGGCUACCGCCUGAGCAUGCACAUCGAUGCCUACUGCAACACCGAGGCCACCACCUCUCUGAUCAGGCAGCACAUCCCUGCAGCCAGCCUGAUCCAGGAGAACCACGAGCAGCUCGUCUACACCCUCCCUCUCAAGGACAUGGACAAGUUUGCAGGUUUGUUCUCUGACCUGGACACCCAUUCCCACCUGGGGGUCAUCACCUAUGGCGUGUCCAUGACCACGCUGGAGGACGUUUACCUGAAGCUGGAGGUGGAGGCAGAGAUUGACCAAGCAGAUUACAGCGUGUUCCACUCCCAGCAAGCGCAGGAUGAGCUGGACACCAAGUCCCUGGAUGACAUGGAGCAAAGCCUGCUGAUGCUGUCCGAGGCCAGGGCUCCAGCCAUGAGCAGCUCAGCCCUGUGGAAGAAGCAGGUCUCCACCAUAGCCAAAGUGCAUUUCCUCAGCCUGAAACGGGAGAACAAAUGUGUCAGAGUAAUGUUGUUGCUUUUCCUCAUUUUCCUUGUAGUUCAGAUUUUGUUGUUUUUCAUACACCACAUCAUCAAAAAUGCUGUAGCUGCCAUCAAACUCUCCCCAGAUUUGUACUUGCUGAAGCCUGGAGAGAACUACCACAAGUACAGGAGCCGGCUCCUGCUGCAGAACUCCACAGAGUCGGACAUCAGUGACAUUGUGCACUCCCUGGGGAGCAUGAACAUCCUCUGGGAGAUGUUCAAUGACAGUGAUUAUGUCUCAGUGGCACCUCACAGUGCAGCUCUCAACGUGUUUGCCCUCGAGUCCAGGCAGAAAUAUGUUUUCAACAUAAUAUUCAACAGCACCAUGGUGCACUCCCUGCCAGUUUUGAUGAAUAUUGUCAGCAACCUCCUCCUGCGCAGUUUGAACGUGACUGAGAGCAUCCAGAUCUGGAGCAACCCCUUGAUUCAGGAUCUUCCAGACACGAUUUUCAGGCUGGAGAUCUAUUUUGAAGCCGUGUUGCUGGGGAUCAUCAUCACUGGGAUGCCACCCUAUUUCGCCAUGGACAACGCAGAAAACCACAAGAUCAAGGCUUACACCCAGCUGAAGAUUGCAGGGCUCUACCCCUCAGCUUACUGGACUGGCCAGGCUGUGGUGGAUCUGCCUCUGUUCUUCUUCAUCCUCAUCCUGAUGAUCGGCAGCCUCUUCGCCUUCCACUACGGCGUUUAUUUCUACGUGGGCAAGUUCCUGGCUGUGAUUUUUUGCCUGAUUGGUUACGUCCCCUCAGUCGUGCUCUUCACCUACGUGGUCUCCUUCACCUUCAGAAAAGUCCAGAACACGAAGGAAUUUUGGUCAUUUAUAUUUUCAGUGACAGCCCUGCUCUGCACAGUUGUCACUGAGGUGUCCUUUUUCCUGGACCAUUACCUGGUAACCACGGUCCUGCAUUAUGUCUUCUCCAUCUCCAUUCCUAUUUAUCCCCUUAUUGGCUGCCUGAUCUGUUUUAUAAAGGUCUCUUGGAAAGGCAAGAGUGAGAGUGGGGGGUACCACGACCCCUGGGACCGGCUGCUGGUGGCAGUUCUGGCUCCCUAUCUGCAGUGUGUGGUGUGGCUGUUCCUGCUGCGCUGCUUCGAGCUGAAGAACGGAGGGAGGACGGUGAGAGAAGAUCCCUUCUUCAGAAAAUGUUUCAACAAAACCAAGCCCUGGAAGUUCCCAGAUGUCCCUCACGAGGAGAACGAGGACGAGGACGUGAAGGCGGAGAGGCUGCGAGUCAAGGAGAUCCUGAGCAGCCCCAGGAGCGAGGAGAUGCCAGCAAUCCUGGUCAGCAGCCUGCACAAAGAGUUUGAUGAAAGGAAGGAAUUUCUUCUGGGGAGAAAAAUAAAGAAAGUGGCAACCAAACAUGUUUCUCUCUGCGUGAAGAAAGGAGAAAUCCUGGGUUUGUUGGGACCCAAUGGAGCUGGGAAAAGCACAUUAAUUAAUAUGCUUGUUGGAGAGAUUGAGCCAACCAGUGGGCAGGUUCUGAUGGGAGAUGACUCCUUGGGGCUGAGCAGUGAGGAUGACUCCGUGAAAUUCGUGGGGUACUGUCCUCAAACCAACCCUCUGUGGCCAGACAUCACCCUGCAGGAGCACUUUGAGAUUUAUGGUGCUAUCAAAGGCAUGAGCCAGUCUGAUGUUAAAGAAGUCAUCAAGCGCAUCGCCAGUGUGCUGGAUUUAAAGGACCACCUGCAGAAGACGACCAAGAAGUUGGGAAUGGGGCUGAAGCGCAAGCUCUGCUUUGCCCUCAGCAUGCUGGGCAACCCGCGGGUGACGCUGCUGGACGAGCCCUCCACCGGGAUGGACCCCAAAGCCAAGCAGCACAUGUGGCGGGCGAUCCGAGCAGCCUUUAAGAACAAGGAGAGAGCAGCGAUCCUGACCACACACUACAUGGAGGAGGCAGAUGCUGUCUGUGACCGUGUGGCCAUCCUGGUGUCAGGGCAGCUCAGGUGUAUAGGCACUGUCCAACACCUGAAGAGCAAGUUUGGCAGAGGAUACCUCUUGGAAAUGAAGCUAAGGGAAACAGCAGAUGUGCAGCAGGUGGAGUAUCUGCAGAGCCAGAUUUUGCACAUCUUCCCCAACGCCAACCGCCAGGAAAGUUUUGCUUCUAUCUUGGCGUAUAAAAUUCCUAAAGAAGAUGUACAGUCGCUUUCACAUUCUUUUUCCAAGCUGGAGGAAGUAAAACAUGCCUUCAACAUCGAGGAUUACAGCUUUUCUCAAGCAACACUGGAACAGGUGUUUGUGGAGCUGGCUAAGGAGCAGGAGGAGGAGGACAGCAGCUUUGGCACCCUGAACAGCAGCCUGUGGUGGGAGAGGACGCAGGAGGACCGAGUCAUUUUCUGAGCUCCUCGUGCUCCUGUGGGUGCCAGCUCCGAUCCUCUGGCUGCUCCUGGAGCUGGGGUGGGCAAGGACAGCUGGCUUGGGAAGCCCUGAGCGUGUCCCACCAUCCUGGCCCUGGGAAUAAGGCUGCAGGGGCGGUGAGCAUCGCCCUGCUCCUCUGGCUGACCCCAAUCCCUCCUCCCCUGGCUGCCCCCGGUUUGUGUUGGGCAGGAGGGCACUGCCACGGCAGCCUGGCAUCUCCUGGGCUCGGUGGCUGCUGCAGGAGCUGCCAGCUGCCUUCCCUUGGCUCUGCUGGGCCGGAGGCUGGGCUGUCCUUAGGGGAAUCCUGCGGCUGAGCGGAGCCAGCGGCUGCAGGGUCCUGUCCCAGGGC